Messenger RNA from Corythoichthys intestinalis (scribbled pipefish), 7256 nucleotides. It is a transcript of the gene radx, whose product is annotated as RPA1 related single stranded DNA binding protein. Lineage: Eukaryota; Metazoa; Chordata; Actinopteri; Syngnathiformes; Syngnathidae. The record is from RefSeq and is a predicted model, not a curated record. Gene Ontology annotation, biological process: regulation of DNA repair. Gene Ontology annotation, molecular function: single-stranded DNA binding. The coding region runs from base 731 to 3178 and encodes 815 amino acids. The transcript has 15 exons. Gene Ontology annotation, cellular component: replication fork.
ACAACUUGUAUAUAUGUAGCAAAGUCAAUUACAUGCAAUGACACUUUUCGGCCAAAAGGGGCCCCCUGGGCCCCCCUUAAAAUCCGCGUAUGGUGAAAAUAUUAAACUACUGUAAAUAAAAACAAAAUGAAUUUAGUUGUGAUAAUUAAUAGACAAUCUCUGUAUUAAUUGGGCAGGAAAGGUAGGGUUGACAAUGAAUGGGAUAUGAAAAUCCAUGGCAUUUUGUAAACGUACGGAGACUGAAAAUUGGACACAAUAAAAAUAAUUACAUAUUACAUAUAGCCAAAUGUUGUGAAAAUAUAAUACAGUGUUUUAACUGAGUAAUAAAACCUAAAAGACAUUAAUAAGUGUCGUAUAAUGUAGUUUUAGCUUUAAAUAUUUUUUAUUCCGUAAUGAAAACCACUACAGACGUUUGGAAUUCACUUGUCGCUUGCAUGAUGUCAUUUUCGUGCGCCUGACUGUGCUGCUAUUGAAGAGCCAAAUAAGCGGGGAAUUUGAAGUACGCUUUUCUUUCACGUUUCCUGAUAGCUAACGAAACCACAAUCACUGAACUAAUAUACAACAAUUCAGUGAUGCCAAUAACCCGAAAACGAAAUGCAUUCGGAGAACACUUGGCGACUUAAUUAACAAAAAAAAAAAGUGACGCAGACCUGCGUUGUUGCACGUCGCGUUAGCCACUUUGCUAAUUUAAAAGUUUUUAAAAAAAAACUUGUCGAAUGAGCUGCCCGUGAUGGAUGCUACCUCGUCGACUUCGACAUAUAUUCCUCCUCCAUCUUUUCUCAGGAGGACGUUGGAUCAUUUAUCGACCAAGCGAUGUCAUAAAUUUACCGAGGAGGAAUCCCAAACUGCCAAUAGCGUCGCUGUCAUCGCAUUGCAACGCUACUUGUGGGAACAAAGUGCAAGUCAGCCGUGCCAGAGCUAUAACUACGACGUUACGAUCACCGAUGGGGUUUGGCGGACCAAAUGCUCCCUUCACCCGAGCCUAAACCACUUGGUUCACUCCAACACCUUGAAGACAGGCUCGGACGUCAUUAUCGAGCAGUGCUCGUUUGUUUACGACGAACGGAGACUGUUUCACGGUUACAUCAGCAUCGAGGGGUUAAGAUGCUGCACGGGAAAAUCCUUGCUCCUGUCUCACAUUCGGGAUGUGAGCUCAUUGCCCGUGCUGGUUAAAAGCGACUUGGAGAGGAGCACAUUACUCCAAAGGGACGUGCCUCUCCUGCUGAGCCGAAAACACUACCUGCCUUUGUGGAACAAUGAGUUCCAAGAAGGAGAUGUUUGGGCUUCGUCGAUUUCCUCCAGUAACCCGGUGCUGGACGUGAGCAGAGUCGCUCUUAUUAUGAACUUGGAUUCUGCAUUUCGAAGCACAUGUAAACCCCUCCCUCUCCUUGUGAGGAUUAUACACAAAUCCAGAUUGAGGUAUUAUGGCAAAAUCGAUACCAAGAUCGAUUUCCCCUACCAGGCUUACUUCGAAGUUGCUGACCAGAGCGGCAUCAUGUCUCUUGUGCUUUGGAACGAACUCUGUCCACGUUUUUACAACUCGCUCCAUGUUGGAACAGUGUUGUACCUCCAGGAUUACGCUCUUAAGAAGAGCUACUGCAGUCGCUCACGCCCGCAAAUGGACCAGUACCGAAUCAAGAUAUUUACCUCCAUUGAAAUAUGCCUGAACGCUCGCAACCCAACUUCUAUUGUCACCCUGGUGCCACUGAAGCAUGUUGCACCUCAAUGGUUAUUGCCUGAUGUGUCUUAUCGCUUUACCACAAGAUCAGCGAUCACAACAUUACCAAACAACUAUGCUUGUGAUGUCAUGGGUUUGGUAACAUUUGUUGGUCGUGUUGAAAGGAUAAAAAGUACAGGCAACACAGGCCCAGAGAAGUACUGGUCGUACCGCUGGGUUCACGCAGUGGAUGGAACAUCGGAGCAUCCUUUCAUCCUGGAAUUGUUUGCCUCUUCCCAACCUGAAAUCUUUGGCAAUAUCUGCCCAAUGAAUUUUUUGGUGUGCACUCAAAUGCGAGUGCGUCAAGUUGAGGGCUCGUUGCCUUACCUCACCAGUAGCUGUGAGACAGAGAUUUUCAUUACAGACUUUGUCACUGUAACAGGCUACCACCAAAGUCAAGCAUACAAGAAGGACCCUACAGUGCAAAGACUCAUCCAGUGGACAAAAGCGCAGAAGGACAGUUUGGUGUUAAGGAAGACGGCCGUUGGCGGCCAUUACUGCUACCCUCAUGCUCCACGCACGUUCAACCCACCUGUAGCCGUGACGUCAGAGCAAGUUCCUAUCGUAUCCCUUUCUGAUUUGAAGAAAGAGUUUGAGACACUUCAGUAUAGAGAACAUAAAAAAGUUGCAAUUCAAUGUCAAAUUGUGGCUGUCAGAUACGUGGAAAAGUCAAGCAUGAGUCCGCCGCAAGAGAAAGAGGUGGCAGGCAUGGUCACAGGUGAACAAACCGUGUCAGAAGUGCAUGAUGCAAAUGAUGAAAACGUGUCUGCACAAAGGAAAAGAACUAAAAAGACAAGAAAUCUAGAGGAUUCUGUCAACAGCGUACCAGCAAAACGGGCACAUACAGAGGAUGAGAUUGACUCGCAAUCAGAAGAACAGAAUCUGCCAUCCCAAAAUGAAGGCUCGUCCGCACUAUAUUGGGAGAGCAGCGCUUGGGCAGGGCAACGGCAAGAAGUUUCUGCGUAUUGGCAUCACGGCGCUCUUCACGAGGGCAGCUUCACUCGAAAUUUUGACAUGGACAACCAGAACGCUCUCGUGCGGUGGUGCGACCUUCAUCCCAUGCGCUGGACACCAGAGCAUUCGGGUGACUCACUCGCGACCGCCGUUUGUCCGGGAUACUAUCAAGUUACCAUAUUAGGCAUAAACAAGGAAAUGGCUGUCGACGCAGCUUUUUUACCCAUUGUCCACUCCAAGGAGCCGAGAGCCGUAGGUCUUCCUCAGGGUCGGCAUGACAACACCAUGCUGUCUUGUCUCUCAUCUGGUUUCCUUUGCCCUCUGGCUGAAGUCACCUCAGACCGCGGCGUGGCGUCCCAGCAAAAACCAGAGGACAUUGUGGCAACGACCGGCGAGCUUGAGGACACACAUUUGGUGUGUGUCUUGGACAUUUGUCACCUCGGUGGAGAGGAAGUAGAGGUACUGAUUAGCAAAGUGUACAAAUUGACAGAGGUUACGCAUGCGUAGCCAAUUAGAAAAAGAUUAAGAGUUUAGUCUUAUUGGGGCUUAUUUUGAAUAAGAGCUUCACAAAAACAAUAAAUGGGCACACAUUGUGCAACCUUUCUAAUGUAAUUAUGCCUACUUAAUUAAUUUUCAAUGUGUUGCUUUGAAUUUUACCCAUUGAAAUAUUUGAAUGUUGCACAUUUCAACCGCCUGAUGGACUUGCCAACAAAUUACUUUACUGCCAUUUUGCUUUUGUAGCUUUUGCUGUGAGAACAAAGAACAAAUGGUCAUAUUUACCUAAAUUGAAUAAUCUGACGCAUUAAUCUGUUAACUAGUCUUUUAACACUCAAAACAAGAUGGAGAAAAUUAUUCGACUAAAAAAAAAAAAAAAAAAAGAUGAGAUUAAGACGUUAUAAAUUUGCAGUGUGAAAGUAGGAGGCGAAAAAGAAAGUUCAUAUCUUUUUGCAUUCUUUAGAAAUCAGCAUUAGAAAAUAGCUUAAUUUGAGCAAUUUUCCAAUUUCUGAUGAAAAAACUGAGAAAUUGAGCUAUUUGUGAAAGCAUACAGUACAUUUCAAACAUAACUUUGUCUUUAACACAGCUAUUUUUUGCUUUAGUUACAUUCCAAACAUCUGAAUAAUGUUUUCCUUUUUCAAAAUAACAUAAAAGACUAGACAAAUAGAGCUUUUGAUAGCAAAGUAAAAUUUAAUUACAGAUAGCUAACUGAGAGAUGACGCUGUUGUGGCCGCAACAGACGGGUAAACUUUUCCCUCAUCGCCGCCUGUCUCAUAAAGAUGGAUUUUAUUGAGUCUCAGCGGGGCCUGCUCGGCGAGCAGCACGGACUCAGCGGCAUCGUCCGCUGCACUGGUGAUCCCGGUUGUUCUGCUCGGUCGUCCAGCGCCUGGCAUCCCGGACGCCAUUCGGUCGCCUUCCGCCGGCGCCCCGGCCAUGCAGCUCGGCCAUUCGUUGCCGUUGAAUUGGGUUGCGGGCCUUACCAAAUACUGCCCUCCAGUGGCCAGUUUUAUUGCUUUAAAAUGGAUUUUCAGCGUCGUGCUUUGGAGCUAAAUUGAAUCAGAACCCAGAAAUGUCUGUUGUAAAAAAAAAAAACGUAAAAGAUGUAUAAAUACGUCUACGGAACACUGAAAAAAUUAAAAAUAGAUCGUAUUUAUACAUUUUUGGGAACAAAUGAGUAAAAAUAAGAGCAUUUAUCAAGAUUUCAUAAGCCAUGAUCUCGUAUACCCAGCCGCCGAAACCACAUGAUAGCACAGAUUUAAGUAAGCCUGCCACUCUGCUAUUGAAUACGUUGUUGGCGUUAGCGCAGCGGCGCUUUGAAAUAGAGCAAGGCUCUAUUUUGGGCCCUGCCUCUCGCCGCAAAUUCAUUCAAACUUGCCGUUCCGUCCAAGACAGCCGUCCACCGCUCACUUUCACCGAAAGGUCUGGUCCAAAAUACUGUUAAGGAGACGAGUUUGUAUUGGCUUACCCACUUUAUGGUGUCAACAAUAAUAAAGAAAAACAAGAACAAAAUAACAGCGGGCUGCUGCGACAUGCGACCGCUAUCUCUCGCUACCGUUCUCCUUCUCGCUUCCUUCUACGUCACAGCUCGUCUCUUAAGGGGGCUGUGCAUAGUGACGGACAUUACAAUAUACAAUGAAUAGGUUGCCGCUGAACCCUUCACACUAGGCUGCUGCUAGUUUGAAACAAAAAAAAAAACAUCUCUUUUGCAAGGCAUGGCGGCUUUCAUUUUGGUGUGGCGGUGCGCCACAAUGUUUUAAAUUUAGGGGAAACUCUGGGGUCUAAAUGGUAUAUUAAAAGACUAAUUUCUCGUCAUCCGCGUUUUGCCAAAUUGUUGUAUAUCGCCGAAUCGUCUCAAAAUAUGAUUGUAAUUCACAUAAUAGUGCUAUUUAAGAUUUUUUUUUUUAUGCUGUCACAGGCACGUUAGCUUGAAAGGUCCACAAAGAACUCCUUAUUGUGUUGGCAAUCACAACACAAUACUGUAUGUUUGAAAAUAUUUAUUUCCAAAUAUUUCACAAAUACCAGAUUGAGUUAUAAAUAAUUCAAUAGAACAUAAUUAAUAUCAAGAUAUUUUAGGCUGUAAACUUAAAUUUGUUAUUUUAAAGCUUAUUUCAACGCUGUAUAUACAAGGGGGGAGAGCAAUACAUUAAAGCAACAGUGCAACACCAACACAAAAAGCCUCACCUCCACUAAUAAGACACUUCAUUAUCUGUUACAAAAUUACUUUAAUUUUAAAAUUAUGUAACAUACAUGUGCAUUCUAUAAUACAUAGAAAAUAAACUAUAUCAUCUAGUGUUUUUUUUUUUUGUACAUUCUAAUAUACAAUAUAGUCACUGUGUCUUCUGCACUGAAAUGGCAGCAAUGGCUGUGUAGCAGGUUAGUUCGUGUUCCUCAGCUUCUGGCCUUCAUUUCCUCAUAUACUGUACAAACGGAAAACAUCACUUGAAAGAAAACAAAAUAAAAUCAUGACAAAAACAUUGACACUUCAAGGGAAAAAGCCCAUGUAGCCGAAAGUGUGGAUAUUUCCAUGAACUGAACCGAUAAGAGGUAAGAACAUGUUUCCAUCCAAUCAUCAGGGGUGAUUUAGUUUUAGGUUUAACUGCACUGCGUUGAGGGUGAGUUAGUCCAAGUGAGAUCAACGCAAGGCAAAUAAAUAUCAACGCAAAGGCAAAUCAUUGACAGAAGGUUCCACAUAUGCGGAUCCCGUCGCCUUCUUCUUUAUGCCUACUUCACUGCUUUCAUUUGAAUAAAUAUUUAUAGCAUGGCACUGCUUUGCUUCGAAAAUAUGAAGUUAUGGGUCAACCACAGGAUGUUGAAACCAAGCUCGACCAUCAAAAAAACAAGAAAAAUGAGAACUUAAAAUGCAUGGUUUAAAUCAGGGGUGUCAAAUGUGCGGCCCGUUGUAGAUCAUUCAAAUUUUACGUACUGAAUCACAUGCUUUUGUUUUGAAAUUGGCGCCGCAAAACUGGAGAUUUAAAACACAAACCAACACAAACAAAUUGUGCUGGCUUGAGUCUCCAUGGUUAACCCAGUUAACAUUUUACAGUACGUUACUGCCACCUGUUGGUCACAUUGACGCUGUUGAGUGAUUUCUGUUACGUUUCUGUCUUGGAAACCAUGUAAGUAUUUUACAUCUAUACCAACAUGUAAAGCACUACUGCAACUUGGCUCACUUUUGUGUCUGCGGUCGCAUUCGCUCAUACGCCCCCUCCCUGUCAAAAUGGAAUUGACGUCUAGUGCCGUCAAUGGCAGCCAAUGAAGUGACCCAAAAAUGACCAGAAAUCAACAAGAAGUCACCUGGAAAUGUCCUAAAAUCAACAGGAAAUGACCCAAAAUGUACGGGAGGUCACUCGAAAUUAUCCCUGGGUGAUAAAACGAUCACAAUAAUUUAGUGCUGCAACGAUUAAUCAAUUAACUUAUUAACUUUUAGUAUUUGAUUAGAAAAAAGGAUUCGAAUUAUAUUUUGCCGCUUCGAGUAUUCGUUUAAUUAAAGUGGCAUUGUAAUGGUUUAUUUUGAAAGUGUUUGCUUAAGUUUUAUUUAUUUGGGUGGAUACACAGCCCUCUAGUCUGCCUCAUUUCACAUGGCUGAAUCCAGCUGCUCCAUGUUAAGACCAACAUAACACAUUUUUGUUUGAGGUAAUGUUUUUUAAUGCAUUCGUAAUUUAGUUUAUCGGUAUAUUUAGCCGUUUUUUGUUUUUUUUUUUUGCAGGAAUAUGUGUCUGAACCAUUUGUGAAGAGCAUUGUAAUAAUUUUUUUUUUUUUUAGCAUUUUAUAGCAUUUAAGCUAGCAGAUUUUGCUAUGUAAGUUAGCCAAUUGUUCUUUCGUUGUACAUACAGUCGGGAGAACAAGUAUUUGAUACACUGCCAAUGGGAAACCCAUUCUCUUUUGUUUAUAUUCCAUUUUUAAACUGAACAUAGUCUUUUGUCUGUUUAUUUUGUUGACAUUCUCAGACACACUAAGACUUCGUCAUGCACAAAAGGUUUUAACAUGUCGCUGAGUGUUAAUUAAAAUGUCAGUUUUGUUAGUUUGUCAAUAAAUGCUGAUUUAUAAUUUUUUUUAAUUGCAUGUCGAUGGGGCGCCGUUUGUAAAGCAG